ACGUGCAUCACUUUCGAGCUGAACGGGAGGGAUUUUUGUAGUAUUUAGCGAGUGGCUAACACGUUAGCGCGACAGAGAUAUCUUAUCUACAAAUAACUCGCUCUUUGAGAGAAAAACAAGUCGACACUGAGGAUGGAUUUAGAAGAUGACACCACCGUUUUAACGACCCUGAAGUCCUUCAAUUCCUUCAUCAGCCGCCCUGAACAUCCUCAGCGGCUGUCAGAGCACUCAGCAGGGAGUGGAAACCUGCAGAGCCAAUACAAACGCAGCAUGGAGCUUUUGGAAGCAGCAGAGAGGGUGCACUCCAAGAAUCGCUACCUACAGUUGGACCAGGAAAAGAAACAGAUGGAGCUGAGUCACAAACGGGCUCGUUUUGAACUGGAAAAGGCAGCUUCAGACAGUGCACGAGACUUGGAGCAUGAGGUGGAUCGGAACCAGGAACUUUUGGGGCGAAUAAAAAAGUUGGAGGAGAGAGAGACAGAGGCGACUAAGAACCUGUCAGAGCAAGUGGAAGCAAAUCGUGCUCUCCGUAAGAAUCUGGAGGGUCUAAACAAGAUACUGGAAGAACGAGAUGAUAAGCUUAAUACAGCUAACCAGACCAUCAGUUCUUUGAAGGAUGAGAUCAGAGAGCUCAAGCAGCAGAUUCAAAACCAAGACUCAAAAAUUUCUGCUCAAACACUCGAAAACCAGGAGUUACAGGAACAGCUAGAUUUACAACGCAGGAAGUAUCAAGAAGUCUCUCAGCUUUGCCAAAGUGUCCAAGCUGCACAGUCCUCAUGCUCCGAGCACAUAAUCAAGAUUAAGGAGUUGGAAAGGCGCCUUGCAUUCCAGGAGCAGGACAUUGCCAUUGUGAAGACUGUAAAAUCAGAGGUGGCCAAAGUUCCAGAUCUGGAAAAGGAGCUGAAGCGCCUCAGAGACGAUAAUGCCUAUCUCAGGGAGAGCAGAGAAAAUUGCAGCCUGUUGAAAGAGGAGGUGGAGGGACUGCGGAGGAAGCUGGAGAGGAUGGAGAAAACCAAAGAAGAGCUGGUCAAUAUGGAACUGGAAAAGGAGCGGCUCACUGAGAAGCUCCAUGCCUGGGAGAACCUUGGUCAAUCUACUGGACUCAACAUAAGGAAACCCGAGGAUCUGUCCAGGGAGGUGAUUCAGAUCCAGCAGAGAGAAAUUGCUCUGAAAGAGCAGAACUACACACUCAACAGCCGUGUGAGGAGUGUGGAGCGUUCACAGUCUGAGGUUCGUGCAGAGCUGACCCAGCAGCGCAGCAAGACUCUGGAGGAGCAGAAGAAAAGAGAGGCGCAGGAUGCUCUCGUCCGUCGACUGCAGAAGCGAGUGCUGUUGUUAACCAAGGAGCGUGAUGGAAUGCGUGCCAUACUAGAGUCCUAUGACAGCGAGCUGGCUCCUACUGAGUACUCUCCUCAACUCAGCAAACGACUCAGGGAGGCUGAGGACAUACUGCAGAAGACGCAGAACCAUAAUGCAGAGAUGGAGGCCCAGCUGACCAAAGCACAGGAGGAGACAGGGACACUCAAACUGCAGCUACAGACAGUAAUGUUAGAAAUAGAUUCUUUAAAGAAGCAGCAGGCCUCUGCUGCUGACAGCAACUCUUUACUGACCAAAGAAGAGGUCACCAUACUCAGACAGAAAAUUGAAGAUUUAGAGACAGAGCGUCAGCGUUUAGAGGAGCAGAAUAACAUUCUGGAGAUGAGACUGGAGAGACACAACCUACAGGGAGACUACGAUCCAGUCAAAACCCGUGUGCUCCACCUCAAAAUGAACCCCACCGCUAUUGCCAAACAAGAGCGCCAGCAGGAAGUGGAGGCUCUUCGGGAAGAAGUGACACGACUCAGGGAUCUUGUGCGCUCUUUGCAGAGUGGAGGCACUGUGGGACAUUCCCAAGAUGACACGCACAACCCCAGUUUCAGCCUUAGUUUGCCUCCAUCAAAGGAAGUGUUGGAUUUGCGUAAGCAGAUGGAGAGCUCAGAGCUGAGGAACCAGAGACUCAAAGAGGUUUUCCAGAAAAAAAUACAGGAGUUUCGCACAGUCUGCUACGUCCUGACCGGCUACCAGAUAGAUAUAACCACUGAGAACCAAUACCGGCUCACCUCUGUCUACGCAGAGCACAUGGAUGACUCCUUGCUCUUCAAAAAGGGCUCCAAUGGAAGCAUGCAGCUCAUGGAAACCGAGUUCUCCAAAACUCUGGGAGAGAUGGUGGCUCUUCAUCUGCAUCACCAGAAGAGCAUUCCAGCAUUCCUCUCCGCUGUGACCCUCGACCUCUUCAGCCGGCAGACCACAAUCUGAUAAGAACGUCACACCAUCUCAGUAACGGGUGUAAGAUUGUAGAUUUUUAGUUUGAUUUUCCCCUUUCUGUACCCCAUCACCUCCACCCCACCUCAUGAAAUAUUCAUAAAUUGUUCAGGUUGUCCCAAUAUGUUUGAGCAGCUCUGUCGUAUGAACAGAGCAGCGAGUGCUGCUUUGUGGAGGAUGAGCAUCUUGUGCUUCCAGCUUUCACUGAAAAGCAGCUCGGUGCACCUAUUUGUACACUGAAUAUUGCAUCAAUAAAGCCUUGAGGAAACCUUUUUUUUUUUCUUUCAUAUCAGAACAAAGUCAUCAUGAAAAUGACACAUAAAAGUUGCUUGUAUUUGAAUUUGGAGCUUUUUUUUUAAAAUGGUGGAUGAUGGAAACUAACUCCCCCCAGGUUUAUGCACUGUGUGGAGAAAAAAGAAGUGUUUGUGAGCUUCUCUGUAUCUUUAUUCUGCUGUUUGCAUCCUCUCUCUAGGGGCCUUAUAUAAAGAUUUUUUUUUUUAUUUUUUAUUAUAGCUGUCGUAGUUCCAGCCUGUCCAAGCCUGUGUUAAAGGAAUCACUGCAACUUGUUUAGUUCAGUUUGUAAAUCAGAUUUGUUUUUUUUUGUUUUUUUGCUCACCAGAUUUAAACGUUCAAAAUCAGGUGACAGUGCGGCGUAAUCAUACGGGGAAUAUAUGUGUGUUUCCACUGUCAGCGGGACCGCUAAGCUUGACUGGCACUGAAGAAGUAACUGUGUGCAGUCGGUUUAGAUGUAAUAGAUGGGAAAAAAUCAUGGAUAAGGGUAAUUUAAAAAUUUGUGUCACCUAUCAGCUUGUCACCCAGGAGAGACGGUGCUGGUGUGAAUGAAAAGCAGUGUUAUACAGUGUAAUGUUAGUUUAAGGAGCGCAUAUGUGGGUUCUCUCUGAAUUUCAAUUGAGAAAUUAUGUAUUUGCCCUCUCUCACAGUUAUUUUUGUCCUCUGUAAUGGCUUUACAGAAAAAAAAAUACAGUCAUUGGUGUGCUGUGUGUGGGAUAACACCCGUGCAAAACAGCAGGGAAGCUUCAGGUGUCUGAGGUCUAUACAUUAAUAAUGCUUUUAACACAGAGAUAUGAGAUUGAUUUUUAAUGAAAUGUGAUUUAAUCCUUUUAUGACUUCAGUUAAUGAUCGUAUGUUUGUGCAAAUAUGAACACAACACGAGUGGAAUUUCUUGGUACCAAUAAAGUGAAAUGGCAGAAAUAAACAGGCUGAGGAGGGAAACGAGGGAGCCGUCCAAUAAAACUGAGAAACAAAAGGAAGUGAACUGAGGAUAAAGCCACUUAUCACAGCAACAAUAUAAGGACUCCAGCUGGUGCAGCCAUAUGUCUCCUGAGAAAACAUAUUCUGUACAGUACAUGCCACAUACUGUCCUUGUUUUGUUUUGUUUUUUACACACACACUCAUUUUCACAGCACAGCACAUCUCCCGCGCGCCCCGGCGCUCUGAUGAGGUCAUAUUUUUUGUCAUUUUUGUUUUA
Messenger RNA from Archocentrus centrarchus (flier cichlid), 3790 nucleotides. It is a transcript of the gene mad1l1, whose product is annotated as mitotic arrest deficient 1 like 1. Gene Ontology annotation, cellular component: mitotic spindle; nuclear envelope; kinetochore. Gene Ontology annotation, biological process: attachment of mitotic spindle microtubules to kinetochore; mitotic spindle assembly checkpoint signaling. The record is from RefSeq and is a predicted model, not a curated record. The transcript is spliced from 19 exons. NCBI's taxonomy places the organism in Eukaryota, Metazoa, Chordata, Actinopteri, Cichliformes, Cichlidae. The coding region runs from base 133 to 2295 and encodes 720 amino acids.